This is a messenger RNA of Patiria miniata (bat star), 4611 nucleotides long. RefSeq names its product myb-like protein Q. Gene Ontology annotation, molecular function: nucleic acid binding; zinc ion binding. The record is from RefSeq and is a predicted model, not a curated record. The transcript has a single exon. Bases 222 to 2045 code for a protein of 607 amino acids. NCBI's taxonomy places the organism in Eukaryota, Metazoa, Echinodermata, Asteroidea, Valvatida, Asterinidae.
CGCAAGACACGUUUCACAUCGCUCUCGCAGAUUUGACUUCUUUCAACCGAAUACCGAUCGAUUUUCGUCAUCAUAGCGAGUAUAUUGUUCUUCCCUGUGAGUAUAGAUAUUAAAUAAGACAUUUCUGGGAGUUCCGAGGAGGUGUGAGGGCUUUAGCCCGCGGUUCUCCCAACUUUCAGUAUUCUACGUUGAGAGGUGGUCGCCAUUUUGGACGGGCCAUCAUGUAUAGAUCGGGGCGACCCCAGCUACGACGCCCUAACACGGUGCGUUUUAAUACAAGAGGAAUAGAAGACAUCGUCACGCCUGAAGAAGUCUACGAAGCUGUAAAGAAGGAAUUGAAAAGCAAAGACACAAUGAAGUGCAUAGCAGAACUCAAUAACAAAUGGUACAAUGUUACGUUGGACAACGAAGCUGAUUGUGAAAGACUAGCGAACUAUGGACUGGUAUUGAAUGGGUUGCUGGUGCAAUGCGAGAGGGCAAGCAUAGCUAAUUCAGUAGUUGCGUACGUAAAAGCACCCUACGAACUCAGCGACCAGGCGGUCAUUUCGGCUCUGUCUGCUUAUGGGUCAGUGGUGAACAUAAAAAGACAAUAUCAUGACUUCGACAGUAAUGUAGAAACAGGAGUGCGGAGCUGUUUGAUCAAGAAUCUAAUGAAACCAAUCCCCAGCUACAUCAGACUUGGAAGUUUCACCCUGCCAAUACGACAUAAGGGACAGCUCAAAACAUGUAAGAUCUGCGAGGCAACGGACCACUUCGCCCGAGACUGUCCGGCCCGGGGGAGGUGCUACGUCUGCGGCGCAUACGGGCAUAGAGCUUCGGCACAUCAUGAUGAAAACAGUCGCAAAGAUAGAUUGGAAGUAGAAUCAGAUGAAGAAUCGCGAGUAAAUACUCCCGUCCUAGCAAUCCCUGGCGGAAGUCAAGACGACCGAGAAUCGACGACACACUACGACACUGAAGACUCCAUCUUCGAUGAAACCCAAAUCGAACCGCUAACUCUAACCAAGAAAUACAACCUGCCAACCUACCGCUUCAAGGAUGGGAAAAAAUAUUGCAAAAAGAGGAAAAACCAAGACACGGAAGAGGAAAAUGUGGGGGAAAGCUACAGGAAAAUAACCAGAGAAGAAGAGGAAGAGAUGGAGCAAUCCAAUCAACAAGAACCACAGACCCAUGAGCAGACUAGCCGACAAGACACCCAGCAGACAGCACCGCAGAUCGCACAGCAGACCGAACAGCAGACCGAACAGCAGACCGAACAGCAGACCCCACCCAAGACCACAUCGCAGACCACACUGCAGACCACACCGCAGAGUACACCGGAGAUAGCAUCACAGAUCGCACCACAGUCAGCACUGCAGACCACAUCGCAGAUCAUACAACAGACUGCACCGCAGACAGCAUCACAGAUCGCACCGCAGACCAUACAGCAGACUGCAAAGCAGACAGCAUCGCAGAUCGCAUCGCAGAUCCCAAUGCAGACAACUUUGAAGACCACACCGCAGACCACACCGCAGACCAUAUCGCAGACCACAACGCAGACCACACAGCAGACCGUACCGCAAACCGUACCGCAGACCACACCUCAGACCACAUCGCAGACUGCACAGCAGACCGAACAGCAGACUGCACCGCAGAUUGCACCGCAGAUUGCACCGCAGAUUGCAUCGCAGAUCGCAACGCAGAUCGCAUCACAGAUCGCAACGCAGAUCACACAGCAGACAGUUCUGCAUACUAUACCGGAGACCCCACUGAUGACUACAACGCAGGCUGAACCACAAACUGUAUCUCAAAACGCACCUCGGUUAGCACCGCAGACCAGCCAACAAACCAUAAAGCAGAUACAGAGUGGGCGGAACGCAUCACAAGACAUUAUUCCGUCAUCACAACCUACAGACAACGAAGAUGAAGAUUUCGUUAGGUAUAUGAGAGGGGGCGUGGAGAGACUCCGCAAGAAAAGAACAAGCUGGGAAAGGAAGGAAAAGGACCAGAAGGCAUCGCCUAGUCGAGGGCCGAGAGGACGAGGGAAGGGUAAAGCAACACAAUCUUGAAUUCUUGAGGGUUUCAUUUGUUUUUGCUUGUACUGUAAAUCAUACUCCGUUUUCUCCUGCUUUGUUUGAUGCUCAGAAUAGCCACAUUUAACGUCAACGGGCUACGCAAGGGGGAGAAAAGGGAAAAUUUAUUCAAUCAACUUAAAAAGGGUAAUUACGAUCUUGUGUGUCUUCAAGAAACUCACACGGUCAGUUCAGAUGAGGUCUUGUGGAAAAAUCAGUGGGGUGGGGACAUUUUGUUUAGCCACGGCCAAAGUGACUCAAGAGGAGUGGCUAUUUUGGCGUCAAACAGAAGUGGGAUCCAAUUCACAAAUCCUGAUAGAGAUAAUGAAGGUCGAAUCAUCCGCUGUGAUUUUUCUUUUAGAAAUUUAGAGUUUCACUUACUUUGUGUUUACACUCCAAAUCCUAUGUAUGACAGACAAAGGUUUUUUAGUGCUCUUUCCGAGUAUGUGAAACAAGACGACGGAAACUGGAUCGUUACAGGUGAUUUCAAUUGUCAAAUUGAUACGAGAGCUAGCAAUGAUAAAAGUGUUACAAAUCUGAAAAAAAUUAUUUUAGAAAAUGACAUGAUCGAUGUUUGGAAGAAGCUUUAUCCAAAAGAACAGGGUUUCACUUGUUUUCAUAGAGUUCUAAAAAGAAGUAGCAGAAUUGAUUAUAUAUUUGUCUCUAGUCAGUUAUAUACCCUUUUGACAAAAACAAACAUUAUUUCGACUGGGUUGUCAGAUCACCUACUUGUUACUUGCACUUUGAAUAAUCGCACUAUUAUUAAGGGUCCUGGCAGAUGGAUCUGUGACAAUAACAUUUUUAAAGAUGAUUCUUGUGUUGAUCGAGUUCGGACUUUUUGGAAUCAUUGGCAAACGCAGAAGGGAUCUUUUGAUAAUCUGUUGAAUUGGUGGGAUUAUGGGAAAUGUAAAAUUAAAGAAAUCCUGAAAGCUUAUGGUCUAGAGAAAUUCUACAAGGAAAAAAAUUAUCAAACUAAUCUCCAAAAUGAUCUUACUAAGGAAAUGAACCAAAAUAACCCAAACACCAAAGUUAUAAACGACAUCAAUCAAAAAAUCAAACACUUCGAGCAAAAAAAACUCGAAAAGACGAGAAUUAGGUCCCAUAUCAACAAAAUCAAUGGAGAGAAAAGUUCGCAUUUUUUCAAGUGUUUUGAAAAACAAAGAUCGGAAGACAACUCUUUUGAUAUGUUAGUAGAAGAUGACGUAACUUAUGAUGAUUCCUAUCAGAUGUGUAAUCAUGUGAACUCUUUUUAUAAAAAGUUAUACACUAGUGAAGAAGUUGACAGCGACUCACUUAACGCUAUAUUGAAUGAAAUUGAUGGUUUUGUCUUGGAUGAAGAAAUAAUAGAUUCCUUAAAUAGCGAUUUUGACGAUGUUGAAAUUCUAUGCGCUGUUAAACAAAUGAGCAAAGAUAAAUCACCGGGUUUAGAUGGAUUAACAGCUGAAUUUUAUAAGUUAUUUUGGGACAUUCUUCAAAACGAUUUCAAAGAUGUUAUUAACGAAUGUAAAUCUAAAGGCUGUCUACCCUACUCAAUGAAUAAUGCCCUGAUUCGUUUGAUUUUUAAAAACAAGGGGGAAAGAUGUAAUUUAAAAAACUGGAGACCUAUUAGUUUGCUUAAUGUAGAUUACAAAAUUAUUUCCAAAGUUAUCACUAACCGAUUAAAACGAAUCAUGCCUUUCAUUAUAAGGGAAGAUCAAUCAUGUGGUGUAGCUGGAAGAAAUAUACAAGACAAUCUGAUGGUUAUUAGAGAUGCAAUCUAUUAUGCUAAUAAUGAACAUCUGGAGAGGGCACUCCUCAGUAUAGAUCAGGAGAAGGCAUUUGAUAGAAUAGAAUGGUUUUACAUGUUUAGAGUCAUGGGAAAAAUGGGUAUCCCACAGCAUUUAGUUAAUUGGAUUCAAAUUCUUUACAGUAACCCUUCCAGUUCAGUAAUUGUAAAUAAUUUUAUUACGGAGCCCUUUAAAGUGUCUAGGGGUAUUCGGCAGGGGUGCCCUCUGUCUCCCCUGCUGUACACAAUUUGUGCCGAAGGUUUGGCCUGUCUUAUUAGAAAUAAUCGUCUGAUCAGAGGCUUUCCUCUACCUAACUGUCCGAAUGAAACUUUGAAAAUUGUCCAACAUGCGGAUGACACUACCAUUUUUGUUUCUGAUAAUCGCGAUUUUGAUACUCUGGAUAAUAUUUUUACGACUUACAGUAGCGGUUCGGGAUCGAAAAUCAAUUUUCAAAAGUCCAAUGGCCUUUGGAUGGGUAAGUGGAAAAAUCGUCAGGAUAAACCGGGUGGUUUUAAUUGGGUCAAUGAUCACUUAAAAAUUUUAGGCAUAUAUUUCGGUAACGACGACAACACCGACAGGAAUUGGGGAAGUCGAGUUGGUAAAAUGACCGCUGUUCUAAAAAAAUGGAAAAAUAGGAAUUUAACACUGAAAGGCAAAACAAUUGUGGUUAAUAGUUACAUUGGCGCAAGCCUGUCCUACUACGGCAGUGUUCUCCAUUGCCCUGAUGAUUACAUAAAUCAAAUGGAAAGAAUUAAAUGGGCCUUUAUCUGGGACGGUAAAAUUGACAAAAUCAGCAG